Molecule: messenger RNA, 664 nt
Organism: Phalaenopsis equestris
Lineage: Eukaryota; Viridiplantae; Streptophyta; Magnoliopsida; Asparagales; Orchidaceae
Exons: 1
Coding region: 243-470 (75 amino acids)
Source: RefSeq, a predicted model, not a curated record
UCUUCCCAUCCAUGAAGGCUGGCUCAUUAAUAAGAUUAGGUAAGGAUGCAUCUGCUAACGGUUAACUGAGAUGUCCGCAAAGCGCUGUUCACAUGAGUGACCACUGAGACCCCCAUCUUUCCACGUGGUACCUAUCCCACGGUAGCUCUCCCACAUAAUUCAUAAAUAUUUCCUCCUCCUCCUCCUCCUCCUCCUCCUCCUCCUCCCUCGCGUUCUGCUGCAACACAAACAAAACGGAAAUCAUGGUCUUCUUCUGCUUCCUGGUGGACACGAGGGAGAUGGUCAGGUCCUCCAAGCCCGCCGCGGGGAUCUGCUCCAGAUGCGGCGGCGGGGCCAGCGUCGCCGACAUCGAGACCGCUACCAGGUUCUGCUACGUGCCGCUCUACCGGAAGAUGUGGCGUGCCAUCAUUUGCACUUUCUGUGGCGCCCGCCUCAAGUCCUACUACCACCGUCGUCUUCGCCGACCUUAAUAAGCCUCCUUCCCCCAGCUGCUCCGGCGACCCGACUCCAUCCCACUUUCCAUCUUCAUUAUUUUUAUUUAUUUUAACGGCGUCAAUCUAUAACUAUAAUUUUUUUAUUUGUACCGAGUUCUGAAACUGUAAUUUUUUUAUUUGAUAUAAUAUAAUAAAACAGCAUCGAUUAGAACUUAUCCCAGAACGCGCGG